AUGACAGGUUGUGCGAUCCCCUUAGCUUGCGAGGCGGUUUUCCAGGACGAAGGCACCGGAGAGGGCCUGGCGCGUGGGCACAUUCACUUUGGGCCAGCAUUGGUGGGUGCUGCCGUGGACGAGGCAAACGUCUUGCGGUACGAAGUCUAUUGGGCUGACAGCUGCGAAGAUCGCGUGGAGCAGCAGGCUCUGGGCAGAUCUGUGUCUGGCCUGGGCGAUGCCUGCUGCAGGACGGACGUGUAUCGUGUCAGCAUAGACAGCCGGAAACCGAGCACUGCGACGGGCUUCGUCGUCUACGCAGUCUUGGAGUCUGGCUUGGCACCUGUCGGCGUCUAUGUUCACUUGAACGAGACUCUUCUGGAUCGUGCGAUCAUCUCCAGCAAAGCCACCACCGCUGCUCCAGCCCUUGUUCUUCUCUUCGCUGCCUUGCUGAUGCUGUGUUGA
Molecule: messenger RNA, 444 nt
Organism: Symbiodinium necroappetens
Lineage: Eukaryota; Dinophyceae; Suessiales; Symbiodiniaceae
Source: the annotation of a GenBank genome assembly